This is a messenger RNA of Morone saxatilis (striped sea-bass), 1037 nucleotides long. It is a transcript of the gene stub1, whose product is annotated as STIP1 homology and U-Box containing protein 1. The record is from RefSeq and is a predicted model, not a curated record. Gene Ontology annotation, molecular function: ubiquitin protein ligase activity; protein-folding chaperone binding. Lineage: Eukaryota; Metazoa; Chordata; Actinopteri; Moronidae. The transcript has 7 exons. Gene Ontology annotation, biological process: protein polyubiquitination; protein quality control for misfolded or incompletely synthesized proteins; positive regulation of proteolysis. Gene Ontology annotation, cellular component: Z disc; cytoplasm. Bases 240 to 1022 code for a protein of 260 amino acids.
GACGUCGCGUAAGCGCUUGACGUCAGCAUAACAACAACCUGUCAUGACAGCUCGUAUGGGGAAAAAAAUAUCGAUUAAGAUUUGAUAUCAAAUCAUAUAAACGCUGUUUCACCGGAUGUAUCAUUCCUUCUCUACGGAGGGACAGGGACAUUUUUGAACCUGUCAGUUAGCCAGCCGAAGAGACGGGGAACAGGAUAGGGAAGCAGGGCGAGGCGGGCCCCGCGGAGCCGGUGGAGAAGAUGGCCGGCAGCCCGGAGAAGAGUUCCACCGCGCAGGAGCUGAAGGAGCAGGGGAACCGACUGUUCCUCUGCCGCAAGUACCAGGAGGCUGCUACAUGCUACAGUAAAGCUAUUAACCGUAAUCCAUCAGUGGCAGUGUACUACACCAACAGGGCUCUCUGCCAUGUGAAGCUGCAGCAGCAUGACAAGGCUCUGGCAGACUGUAAGCAUGCACUGGAGCUGGACAGCCAGUCAGUCAAGGCCCACUUCUUCCUAGGCCAGUGUCACCUGGAGCUGGAGAACUACGACGAGGCCAUCGGCAACCUGCAGAAAGCUUAUAACCUGGCAAAAGAACAGAGGCUGAAUUUUGGAGAUGACAUCCCGAGCGCCUUGCGCAUUGCCAAGAAGAAACGUUGGAAUAGCAUUGAGGAGAAGCGCAUUAACCAGGAAAACGAGUUACAUGCCUAUCUGACCAAACUCAUACUGGCUGAGAAGGAAAGAGAACUAGAAGAAUAUAAAGAGAAACAGGACGACAAUCAAAAUGGGGGCGAUGCUGCCAAGAUUGCAUCAAAACAUGACAAGUAUCUAAUGGACAUGGAUGAGCUCUUCUCUCAAGUGGACGAGAAAAGAAAAAAGCGGGAGAUCCCAGAUUAUCUGUGUGGGAAGAUCAGUUUUGAGCUGAUGAGGGAGCCCUGCAUCACACCCAGUGGAAUCACCUAUGAUCGCAAGGACAUUGAAGAGCACCUACAGGUAAGAUUAUUGUCAGACACCGACCAUCUCAGAGGUUUUGCUUAUGUCCACUGAUUUUGUAAUUUGUUA